Molecule: messenger RNA, 2357 nt
Organism: Exophiala viscosa
Lineage: Eukaryota; Fungi; Ascomycota; Eurotiomycetes; Chaetothyriales; Herpotrichiellaceae
Exons: 3
Coding region: 267-2078 (603 amino acids)
Source: RefSeq, a predicted model, not a curated record
GAGGUCAUACCAAUUCACAUCACGUCCCACGUUACUUCAUUUUCACCUUCGACACUGUCGCGUCAUCAACUGGACUUGACUGUCUACAUCGCCACGCGCUUUUAUAAUUCUUUAUCACGGGAAGAAACAACCCAUCAAGUCACUCAGCUUGCAUCAUAAAUUCUUGCGCGGCCCAAACUCACUGUCGUCGUCGAAUGAACUGUUCGUGGUGUUGUGAGAGCCUGUCUUGUGCAGGUCUGCUGAGUCAGCAGAUUGCAGGGUGAAAAAUGGAGGCGGGAGAUGGGAGAAGUUCCUCCAAUGACCUGUCCAGCGCACCACCAAGCGAUGCUGAGAGUACACCGGGACCCCUGACUUAUCUAACAAAACCUCACGGCAUCCAUGUCUCUGGCAAGAAUGGUGUCAUAGGUGCACCUACGGGCUUACCUCAGGGGACUGCCCUGCCGACGACGCAGCCUGAAGUCAAGGUCAAAAGACAACGAAAGAAAAAAGACCCCAAUGCUCCUGCCGAGCCUGAAAAAGAGAGAAAGAAACGCGCUCCUGCUAAACCUCGAGUGACCUCUGGUACCACUGCGCCAUCUCGCAAGAAGCCCAAGCUUGAGCCAUCAGACCAAAGCAGCACCAUCCAUAUCCCUCAGCCACAAGUAUCAACCUUGCAGUCGUCCACAUUGAUACAGCCAGUAUCCUUCUCUCCGUCAAUGCCUUCCGAAUCACGGGUUGAUAACCCUGUCAAAUCUACCGACUCUGCCAUGUCAAGGCCCGACACUAUGCUACGCCCUCAAGUUCCCUCCAAUCAGGCUUAUGACUAUCCUCCUCCCGUCUCAACCCCUACGAUCACAUCACGCUCAUCAAGCAUGUACGACCCCAUCAGAUCUGUAACAAUCCAACGAACAAUUUCCUCUCUUCCGCCCGCGCAAACCACACUGCACCCUGCUCAAACUCCUCCUCGCCCAACCUACAAUCCGAGCACCUCCCCAGCCAUUUCGGGCAUCAUCGAUCAUCCACCGCCACCAGGCCCGUCUAUCUCCACGAUCACAUCGCUAGUCAAUCAUUCAAAACCAGAGCCGAUUCAAAGCCAGCCCAACGGGAAGAUCGUUAAUUCGCCUUACACGACCGUUGUUUCGUCCACCACGGAAGGUGGUCCCAUGAUUCUGGACCAGGCUCCCCCAAAGAAGUCUGCUCCAAUCAAGAAGACUCCUUCCGAGACCCCAACACGCGCCACAUCACCCAAACCCGCUCGGGCGAAAGAGCAACCCCCUCCACCACCGCCAGGAUCAGGCCUGCUUUCCAUGAGCUUGUUCGGCGGUGAUUCUGGAGCCGACUCUCAGAAGGAUGCCAAAGGACCGAAUAUCGUUCUUCAUGUUGAUCUUAAAGACCCGAGCAAUCGAGUGAUCAAUUUCGCCCGCAUGGCCGAAGAAAAGUAUGGCUUUGCCGCCCUAUAUCCCCGUCAGGCCGCCCAAAAAGAACGACUGGCUAAGGUAGCGGCUGCUGGUGCCGCGCUGGAACGGUCAGCCUCAGGCAGCAAGGCGGGAGGCACUUCUGCCGGUGAUAGUGGUGAAGAAGAUCUUAGUGUCGACAUUGACCGAGACUCGGAUAAUGAUGGAGACGUGGCCAUGUCGGGGCUCAACGGUCAAGAGGCGGCAAACAGCGGCACUGAUGCAGCUGAACCCAAACGUCGCCGCAGAAGGAAGGUGGAAGAAUACGAUCAAGAUGAUCCGUUCGUCGACGACAGCGAAAUGCUCUGGGAAGCCCAGGCGGCAGCUAGCAAAGAUGGAUUCUUUGUGUAUUGCGGACCCCUCGUCCCAGAGGGCGAGAAGCCUGCGGUCGAAAGAGCGGACGGAACCAUCAAGCGCGGACGAGGUCGAGGUAGAGGCGGAGGUCCUGGCUCACGAGGCGGGAGGGCUGCUGCAAGUACUACUGAAAAGGGCGCUGGACGUACUACCGGUGCUGGAGCUCGGGGCGGCGGGGUCACUCGAAAACCUCGAAUCACCAAAGCUGACCGAGCACAAAUGGAGACGGAGAAGAUUCAACGAGAAAAGAUGGCCACACUUGUUGCCAAACCGGCAGCAUAUCCCAGCUGAGAUGCCGACAUGUUGAUCUCUUAUGACCUUGUAUUUGCAUAGUCAAAUUUCCCGGGCUGCAACAGGCACUCUUUGUUGUUGGAGCAUAGCGUAGCACCAUUGAUGAGCUGAAGCGAUACUCAUCCACUGCAAUGGGGAACUGUAUUCUCAAGGUCAUCGAAGCUUGAUGACUGUCAUGAUCACACUAGAACCAAAACGACAUUUUGAUCUCCAACAAACCAUUCUUCUCAAGUAACAAUGCCACAGCGUGUCCCCUCUGAACCACGUCACCUUGCAUGG